Molecule: messenger RNA, 2049 nt
Organism: Lynx canadensis (Canada lynx)
Lineage: Eukaryota; Metazoa; Chordata; Mammalia; Carnivora; Felidae
Gene: VASN
Product: vasorin
Cellular component (GO): plasma membrane
Molecular function (GO): protein binding
Source: RefSeq, a predicted model, not a curated record
CCGGCUCCCGCUGCCGCCGCCGCCCGGACCCAGAAGAUGUACCCCAGAAUCCCUCUGCCCCCAAUGCUGCCGCCACUGCUGCUGCUGCUGCUGGCCCCAGUCCCCGGAGUGCAGUGCUGCCCGACAGGCUGCCAGUGCAACCAGCCGCAGACGGUCUUCUGUGCCGCCCGCCAGGGAACCACAGUGCCCCGGGACGUGCCCCCUGACACGGCAAGCCUUUACGUCUUCGAGAACGGCAUCACCACACUCGAUGCAGGCAGCUUUGCCAGCCUGCCAGGGCUGCAGCUCCUAGACCUGUCACAGAACCAGCUCGCCAGCCUGCCCGGCGGGGUCUUCCAACCACUCGCCAACCUCAGCAACCUGGACCUGACUGCCAACAGGCUGCGCGAGAUCACCAACGAGACCUUCCGCGGCCUGCGGCGCCUAGAGCGCCUCUACCUGGGCAAGAACCGCAUCCGCCACAUCCAGCCCGGAGCCUUUGACACACUAGACAGCCUCCUGGAGCUCAAGCUGCAGGACAACGAGCUGCGGGCCCUGCCCCCGCUGCACCUGCCGCGCCUGCUGCUGCUCGACCUCAGUCACAACAGCCUCCCGGCCCUGGAGCCUGGCACCUUGGACACUGCCAACGUGGAGGCACUGAGGCUGGCCGGCCUGGGACUGCGGCGGCUGGACGAGGGGCUCUUUGGCCGCUUACGCAACCUCCACGACCUGGAUGUGUCCGACAACCAGCUGGAGCGAGUCCCGCCGGCCAUCCGGGGCCUCCGGGGGCUGACGCGCCUGCGGCUGGCCGGUAACACCCGCAUUGCCCAGCUGCGGCCCGAGAGCCUGGCCGGCCUGGUGGCCCUGCAAGAGCUGGACCUGAGCAACCUGAGCCUGCAGGCGCUCCCACACGAGCUCUCUACCCUCUUCCCCCGCCUGCGGCUCCUGGCGGCCGCCCGCAACCCCUUCAACUGCGUGUGUCCCCUGAGCUGGUUUGGCCCUUGGGUGCGGGAGAGCCGCGUGGCACUGGCCAGCCCGGAGGAGACACGCUGCCACUUCCCACCCAAGAACGCUGGCCGGCUGCUCCUAGACCUUGAAUAUGCUGACUUUGGCUGCCCAGCCACCACCACCACGGCCACGGCACCCACCACAAAGCCCAUGGCUUGGGGGCCAACUCUCUCACCUUCCAGUCCAGCUCCCACCUGGCUCAGCCCCACGCAGCCUGCCACGGAGGCCCCCAGCCUGCCGCCUGCCGCCCCACCCACUCUGGGAGCUCCCCCGAGGCCCCAGGACUGCCCAGCGUCCAUCUGCCUCAACGGGGGCACCUGUCACCUGGGAGUGCACGGCCACCUGGAGUGCCUGUGCCCUGAGCUCUUCACGGGCCUCUACUGCGAGAGCCGGGUGAGGCAGGGGCCCCAGCCCAGCCCCGCCCCGGCCACGCCGGAGCCGCCGCAGCCCCUGCCCCUUGGCAUCGAGCCAGCGAGCCCCACCUCCCUGCGUGUGGGGCUACAGCGCUACCUGCAGGGCAGCACCGCGCAUCAGGAGCCUCCGCUCACUUACCGUAACCUGUCAGGCCCCGACAAGCGGCCGGUGACGCUGCCUGCUGCGCUUGCUGAGUACACAGUCACCCUGCGGCCCAACGCCACCUACUCCAUCUGCGUCAGGCUUCUGGGGGCCGGCGGGUGCCCGAGGGCGAAGAGGCCUGUGGGAGGCCCGCACACCCCAGCCGUCCGCUCCAACCAUGCCCCUGUCACUCAGGCCCGGGAGGGCAACCUGCCGCUCCUCAUCGCUCCCCUGGCUGCAGUGCUCCUGGCCGCACUGGCUGCCGUGGGGGCAGCCUACUGUGUGCGGCGGGGGACGACGGCAGCGGCUGCCACUCACGGCAAAGGACAGGUGGGGCCAGGGACUGGGCCCUGGAGCUGGAGGGGUGAAGGCCCCUUGGAGCCGGGCCCCAAGGCGACUGAGGGCGGUGGGGAAGCUCCACCCAGUGGGCCGGAGUGUGAGGUGCCUCUCAUGGGCUACCCGGGGGCCAGCCCCCAGGGGCCCCUCCCCACUAAGCCCUACAUCUAA